Trichoderma atroviride IMI 206040 is the source of this 2476-nucleotide messenger RNA. RefSeq lists its product as uncharacterized. The record is from RefSeq and is a predicted model, not a curated record. Lineage: Eukaryota; Fungi; Ascomycota; Sordariomycetes; Hypocreales; Hypocreaceae.
CCGAUUACUUGGGACGAAACAGGUGGCCUCGAGACCUGGCUGUGCCUGCCGAUUCGACUUCCUUCUCCUCUCCUCGCGCCUCUCGAUGCCAACCCGAGCAUCGCUAGUGAUCGACUCAGACCGGGGUCGCCCUGCUCUGCUCUCCAGACUAACGAGUGCCAAGUGCUGAGCCUACCGCGUCUAUCUUGCCCAGACGAGCAGCGUCCAUUCCUCCAUUGCCUGGAAUUUUGGAUCCUCAAGGACGAUUCGGGCCUUCGCACUGAAUUUAGUGCCUGAUACCACAACUUACAUACCCGCCAGGGAGCUACAGCUAAGCUUGAAGUUGGCCACUCUGGAUUGGUCGCCUUAGCUGUCCAACACACCGCCUAUAGCUAUAGCUCACUUUUUGUGUGAGAAGACCCAAAGGACCUCCAUCUCCUUCGGAAUACUUGCCUUCUCUCCUUUGGAUUUUUUAUUUCUUCGGGAAGCUUGGAAACUCCUCCUGGAUUGCUUGCAAUAGGAUCAAUGCCCACGGUGCUGGCUGGAUUUACCUUUGCCGGAUUCUGCAGGCCUCUAACAGUGCUUUUUUGAACCCAUCUGUAUCUCCUUUCUUGUCCUGCCUGUCUUUUUCUUUGCUUCUUGUCUGUUUCUUCUUGAGCAAAUAUUUAUUGCUCUUGUUGCAUCUGGUCCUUGCUUAUCCAUCGACUUCCGGACGUAUAUCGCUGCAUUAUCGUUAUGAGCCCUGAAAACAUGGCACAGCCUGGAUUUGCUUACAACAUGCCUUCCGCUACCAACAACCACUGGAACCCGCCUCGCAGCCUUUUCGCUGAACCAUACAACGGCGGCAGACUUGCUGGGAGCCUGUAUCCGAUUUCUAGCAUGAACUUCACGACCAAUGCCUAUCCCUGGGCUGAUAGCCCUCCCGCACAAUCGACUGCAAACUUUUCGAGAAUCGAUCCUCCAGUGUCGGCCCAGCAGUCCUAUGUCCCUCGCUCUCCACCAGGGGCAAACAGUGGUUCCAAUUCCAUCUAUCCCGGCCCGGUAUAUGGAUCCCACAAGCGCAGCAGAUCAUCUGCUUGGGAUGGACAGAGCAGAUAUUCACCCACAGGCUCAGUCGAUGAUAUCAUUGCCUCGCCAAGCCUGUCUGAUUACUCCUUGGACAACGGCCUAGACUUUGGCGUCCCUAGCAACAAACCAAAGCAACAAAACAACAAGGCUCGGUCGCAGCGACGGCCGUCGAAUCGAGACGAAUUUGAUGGCCCUCAUCAAUUCCUACAGCGCCCGCCCCCGGACGUUAUUGCCAUGCAGGAGAGAGAACUCCCGCAUCUGCCAACCAACCUUCACGUCCAGGAACAAGACAACGUUCUUAACCAGGUUAAUGACCGGCUGUCGCAGUGCGCCUACGAUUUCGUGGCCAAAUACCAGUUUCCAAUCCCGCUUACUCAAGACAUGAGGCCCGUAGAGAGGCCACAAGAUCGAGAGUGGACCGAGUGGGUUUACCUCUUGAAGAGACUUGCCACCAAGCGACGCAUUCCCGCUCGAGUGCUAUAUAACGGACAAAUCAAACAGUUUGUCACAAUCCUUGAAAACUCACUAGAGAUGCGGCAUGCUGCCAAGCAUCAGAGCCGCCCUCUGAAAGAUGAUCGCAACAUCCUCCAGCUCAUUUCUGCUGGUAUUCAGGUGGCUAAAAUCCUGAAAGAUGCGUCGGCGAUGGACUAUCUCGACCGACUAUACGUUUCCACGGAGAAGCAGAUACAGGAGCGUGCCAAUGCACGAUUCCGAUCUUAAAACUUCUUCGUCCCAUCUACACCAGUCUCUUUUUUGGCAUUAAUGAUCACGUUUAUUAUGAGACUGCAAAAUUUGAAAAUGACUGAUGAUUUUUUUUUACGUUUUCCGUUCAACAUGAAAAGAGGACAUGGGAGAAUAUCAAUAUUUGUUUUAUAACAUCUAUUCAUGCUACGCCAUUACUAAUGGUAAUGACGACACGUAAACAAAAAAAGUUCGCUCCAUGGCAGCCUGCUUGAGCAAUGUAAAAUGGCGGGCUGUAAUGGGGACUCUGAUGUUUUCUGUUCUUUCUGGUUCUUCUGUUUAUACUAUUAUACUCCUCCGAUUAUGGCCCGCGUCAUGGUGGCCCUUGCAUUUGGAAGCUACAGGACAUUCAUUUUCAGUCGUCAGCAGCAAGCUGUAUAACUAUACUUGGCCUUGAUAACGCAUCAGCUAUCUUUCAAUUGACCAAUCGGCAUGAGAUCCCAAUAACAUACUAUUGCAUUACUUGUAUUAAGUAUCUUGGUAAUCAACCUCUCAACUACUACAUACCACCUGCUGCAACUUUCAAGGAGGAAUUUGGGAGAGCAUAUCACUUUAAGGGGAAAGGAGCGAGGAAGGGAUGGGGAAGGGAUGGGGAAUGGAGUCAUACGAGGCAGCUGUGUCAUUGCCAUGAGCGGCGAUUGGACUAGCAUACUAUGUACCGCGUGAAUUCUAUGAGGAUGACGACAGG